UAUUUGUAGGCGUAUUCAUGAGUUGUAUCGCUUUGACAAGUUGCAUAAUUUUGCUUGUACAAGUAUUUCAGUUGAAUAAUAAAUUAUGCCCGAAAUUUGUAUGGAGAACUGCGUUCAGUUUUCAUGUUAUAGCUGUUAUUUAUAACGUUAUCAUAAUUGUUAUAAAUCUUACAUUAAUAUGGGCAGUGUUAAAGAGUAAACGAAUACUGUUACUAUGUUCGGUGAUUAUAACAGAUGUAUGGUUGGCACAAAUGUUUCUACUACUAAUUGUAUUGCUGUGUAUAUACAGCUUGGAAGUAAGCUUCGUCACCUGGAUACUUUCUAUGAUAUUUGGAUUAUUAGCUAUCGGAAUUCUUAUCUAUUUGUCGAUGGUUGUUUUUGGAUAUUGGAUUGAGACAAAAGUUAUUAAAGGACAAACAUUAUCAGUUACCAUUAAUAAUGCAUAG
Molecule: messenger RNA, 446 nt
Organism: Papilio machaon (common yellow swallowtail)
Lineage: Eukaryota; Metazoa; Arthropoda; Insecta; Lepidoptera; Papilionidae
Exons: 4
Coding region: 18-446 (142 amino acids)
Source: RefSeq, a predicted model, not a curated record